Liolophura sinensis is the source of this 2251-nucleotide messenger RNA. RefSeq names its product bactericidal permeability-increasing protein-like. Bases 413 to 1684 code for a protein of 423 amino acids. Gene Ontology annotation, molecular function: lipid binding. The record is from RefSeq and is a predicted model, not a curated record. Lineage: Eukaryota; Metazoa; Mollusca; Polyplacophora; Chitonida; Chitonidae. The transcript is spliced from 15 exons.
AACCGCAAAGUAUCGCGUGACAAGUCAUGUGCCCAGUUUGCAUGUGUAGAUAAAAGAUACGGGAAGCUCAAGACAACUGCAUACAGAUUUGACUACGUAUACAGAGAACAUGGAACGUGUCGUUGCAACUGCGUUGUUUUCUAUCUUGACCGUUAUAUUCCUGCAAACAGCCGUGGCUGCCAAACCUGGAGCUGACAUUCGAGUGACCAGGAAAGGACUUGCCUACGCUGGUGAGAUUGGUGCUAAAGCCUUGAGAAAGCAAAUUGUGACAACAAAUAUUCCCAAUUAUGCUGGAUCUGGCCAUUUUAUCAAGUACAACUUCUCACACAUUAAUGUUUUCUGAGUUGGACCUCUGCAGAGUUACAUCCCAAGGAAUCUGUCCAGAGGCAUUACCUGGGUACUAAAAGAUGUUAUGUUUGAGUUGACAGCGGACUUCUCCGUGUCAUUUUGCAUAUGGAAGAGCCAUGGCACCGUAAGCUACUCUGUGGGAAACUCAAGCUUGUACCUUCCAUUAUCUAUAGGUGUUGAUAAUGCUGGGCGACCAAAGGUGACAUCAACGUCAUGUCGCUUUGAAGUGGACGACUCUUCCCUCAUUUUUUAUGGUAAACAUGCCUGGUUUUUCAACUUCCUGGCAAGGACGUUCAAGGGCGCAAUCUAUGGAUUCUUUCAGAAAAUGAUUUGCUCAGCGUUCAGGACUGAAGUCAACAAAGGUGCAGCCAAAUAUUUCGGCAAUUAUCAAGUGAAUAAGACUGUUGGGCCAUUGUUUACCGUGGAUUACAGACUGGUUAGCCCCCCUUCUUUCAAUGCCAGCUACAUGGAGGUUUCCUUAAGGGGUGAGACUUUCUGGACAAAGAAGCGGAGUAGAACCUCUGUGCCAGUUCCUCAGUUGCCACCCUUUGUUGCUAAAAACCGCACGGUGUAUUUCAUGCUGACGGACUACGUGUUUAACACCCUGGGACAAGUUGCUUUCAGACAAGAGCUGUUACAAAAAGUCCUGACCUACAAAGAUCUGCCAAGUGAUCAACAGUAUUUCUUUAACACAACCUGUCCUCGGAACUUGUGCUUUGGCAAGCUCAUAGCUCAGACUGCUGUUAUGUUUCCCAAUAGCCGAGCUGAGUUACACAUCAAGACAAGUGAGAGACCAGUGUUCACCAUAUCGCAGAGCUCACUGGAUAUCUCGUUUUCAUCAAAUAUUAUAUUCUACAUGCGACGCCCAAAUGGAAACUCAACUUACAUCUUUGCCAUAAAGACGAAACUGGAUAUUCAGCUUCAUGCUCUGUCUCAUGACAUUCCGACUAAGGGGAGACUGACAGCUGCCAUCAACUCGACCAGCCUGUCUGUGGGCAUACUGAAUUCUGCUAUUGGAGCCAUAAACCUGAAUCUCCUGAACACCCUGAUGGACACCAUUAUCAGUCUGUACGUUCGCCCACAACUUAACAAGCUGGGGGCAUUUGGUUUCCCUCUGCCUGUGUGGAGCACGAAGACCCGUUUUCAAAACAUACAGAUCAUUCAAGCUCAGAAUGCACUCAUUAUUGGGGUGGAUGUCAAAUAUGUGAAAGAUGAGAUGCUGUGGAACUUUGGCCACCAUAUUGCUGGAUUUAACUACAAGGAAGAGAAUCCUCAAAGAUCUUUCCAAGUUGUCGAUGGAAACAGUGGCCAGCGUCGGCAGCCCAUCAAGCUUUAAGCUGGAACCAUCUGAAUCUUCUUUCUGUGAAGGCAGUAAAACUGUCCUUCAGUAAAAUGGAGAAAGUCCACUCUGUGUGAUAGCGUUUGUCAGUGUUUUGUUACAACACUAUAAUCAGCAAACUAUCCAGUGUUAAUUUUUUGGUAACUCUUAUUUGAAAGCAAAGCUUUAACUGUUGCUAAACUUUGUCUAUAAAUGUGUAAUUAAGCUGGCUAAAAAUGUCUGGUUUUAUUGUUGUUUUUAUCUUUUGAAUGUCCUUGUAGUUUUAGACGUAAGUUUGCUUUUAAAUGGUUUGUCAAGAGUUCCGUAUUUUUGGUAUGGUACAGCUGAGUAUAUAAAUACAUAGUUUAUAUAUAUUUUAUCAUAGUCUUUAGAUGGUUUCCUGUAACCUUUUUACAGCGUGUUGAUCUGAAGUUCUCUCGUAUUGACAUGAUCGAGAUGGAGUGUUACAUUCUAAAUGUAACUUUAGUCUAUCACUUAAAAAUGAGCCCCCAUUCCCACCUCUUCCCCUUGUGCCUCAGUGAGCAGACCUCUUCACAUGCUCAUGGUCACCUCUUCACCUUGUGC